AUGCAACGAGCACCAUAUUAUCGGCUUAUGUUACAGAGAAUGAAAACAGCUCCUGUCUGUUCAGUCAGACAUAGAUCUAGAUUUCAAAGAAAGUCGCCAUCAGAAGAAUACCACAUACUCUCGAAAAGUCGUUUGGGUUUAAUCUUUCGAGUGCUUUGUAAAUAUUCAUUUACUAUGAAAAAAUUAUUCAAUAUUCUACAUUUACCAUAA
This is a messenger RNA of Trichobilharzia regenti, 210 nucleotides long. The record is from the annotation of a GenBank genome assembly. Lineage: Eukaryota; Metazoa; Platyhelminthes; Trematoda; Strigeidida; Schistosomatidae.